This is a messenger RNA of Wallemia ichthyophaga EXF-994, 744 nucleotides long. Its product is annotated as V-type proton ATPase subunit D. Gene Ontology annotation, biological process: vacuolar acidification. Bases 1 to 744 code for a protein of 247 amino acids. The record is from RefSeq and is a predicted model, not a curated record. The transcript has 5 exons. Lineage: Eukaryota; Fungi; Basidiomycota; Wallemiomycetes; Wallemiales; Wallemiaceae. Gene Ontology annotation, cellular component: vacuolar proton-transporting V-type ATPase complex; fungal-type vacuole membrane. Gene Ontology annotation, molecular function: proton-transporting ATPase activity, rotational mechanism.
AUGUCCGAAAACAACCAGAGAGAGGCUGUGUUCCCAACCAGAAUGGCUUUAACCAAUACCAAGAACAGACUAAAGGGAGCACAAACUGGUCACUCACUUCUCGCUAAAAAGAGAGACGCUCUCAUGAUUCGAUUUAGAGCGAUUCUCAAGAAAGUCGAAGAGGCUAAACUUAAGAUGGGUAAAGUUAUGCAAGUUGCAGCAUUUUCAUUAGCAGAAGUUAACUAUGUCGCUGGAGAUAUAUCUUAUCAAGUACAAGAGAGUGCCAAGAGACCGCAAUUGACAGUGAAAGCUAAGCAGGAGAAUGUUUCUGGUGUAACAUUACCAGGUUUUGAAAUAGAGCGUGAACAAUCAAACGAAUUCUCACUUACUGGACUGGGAAGAGGUGGUCAGAAGAUACAGAAGUGCAAAGAGACGUACGCUAAAGCUAUUGAAACGCUUGUGGAAUUGGCAUCGCUGCAGACUGCUUUCAUGAUACUUGAUGAUGUUAUCAGAGUCACAAAUAGGCGUGUCAAUGCGAUAGAACACGUUGUACUUCCAAAACUUGAGAAUACAAUCAAAUAUAUCAACUCAGAGCUUGAUGAAAUGGACAGAGAGGAAUUCUUUAGGCUCAAGAAGAUUCAAUCCAAGAAGAAGAAGGGUGGAGACUCAGAGCAAGAUACCAUCGACCAAGGAGAAUACACGCAAGACCAGGCAGGCGGUGCAGACAUAUUAGAUCAAGGAAAAGAUGAGGAUGUCAUUUUCUAG